This is a messenger RNA of Hyla sarda, 5444 nucleotides long. RefSeq names its product zinc finger protein 568-like. Gene Ontology annotation, biological process: regulation of transcription by RNA polymerase II. The record is from RefSeq and is a predicted model, not a curated record. The coding region runs from base 298 to 3036 and encodes 912 amino acids. NCBI's taxonomy places the organism in Eukaryota, Metazoa, Chordata, Amphibia, Anura, Hylidae. Gene Ontology annotation, molecular function: DNA-binding transcription factor activity, RNA polymerase II-specific; RNA polymerase II cis-regulatory region sequence-specific DNA binding. The transcript has 15 exons.
CUCCUGUCACAUGACCAUCCUCACAGGUCCUUCAUCCACAAUCGCUUCUUUGCUGCUGAGCUCCGCCCACUCCUGUCACAUGACCAUCCCCACAGGUCCUUCAUCCACAAUCUAUUCUAUCCUGCUGAGCUCCGCCCCCAUAUGUACUGGUCACAUGAUUGUGACAUCAUCACAGGUCCUACACCUCCAGCAUCUAGCAGAUAGAGAGAAGGUCCUGGACGAGCAUAUCGUGGCAAAGAGAUUACAUGAGGAGAAGCUGACCCAGAUGUCUCCUCUUCUCCUGAAUGACCCCCAAGGAUGGACAAGGACAGGAAUGAGAUGACUAAGAGAAUAUUACACUUCACCUUGGAGAUCCUCCACCUGCUGACCGGAGAGGAUUACACAAUAGUGAAGAAGACAUGGGGAGAGUGUGUGGCCCCCAUCAGCCAUCUCCAUGAGUCAGGAGGAAGGAGCAGGGCCCGGGGCCCCAUCAUGGAACCUCCACCUCACUCACUGAUACAUGAGAAGAAGAUCCUAGAACUCAUCCACAGGAUCACUGAGCUGCUGACUGGAGAGGUUCCUAUAAGGUGUCAGGAUGUGGCGGUCUAUUUCUCCAUGGAGGAGUGGGAGUAUGUAGAAGGACACAAGGAUCUGUACCAGGACAUAGUCAUGAUGGAGGAUCACCGGCCCCUCACAUCACAAGAUGGAGUCAUUGAUAGAAAUCCACCCGAGAGGUGUCCCCGUCCUCUGUAUUCCCAGGACUGUCCAGAGGGAAAUGUCCCAGAGAACCACCAGGGUGAAGAUCUGAUGGAUAUUAAGGUUGAGGUUAAAGAUGAACCAGAAGAGGAGACGGAUUUCGUGUCCGAUCAGCAGUAUGGAGUCAUUGAUAGAAAUCCACCCGAGAGGUGUCCCCGCCCUCUGUAUUCCCAGCACUGUCCAGAGGGAAAUGUCCCAGAGAAGCAUCAGGGGGGAGAUCUGACUAAUAAUAAAGUGGAGGAUGAAGAAGAGAGGAUGAGGGGCCAUCACCCGUGUAUGAGGGAAGUGAAGGAGGAAAUUCCAGGAGGUGUUACCCCAGAAAAUCCCAGUAAGAAUUCUGAGGGAAACUUCAUGUUAUCCCUGAAUGAUAAAGGAGAAGAUGAAGAUAUGAUGGAGCGCUCCUCAGGAGAAGACCUCCUUACCCCUAAUGUCCAUCCAGAUCUAUCCUAUAAUAAUCCACCUGAUCAUGAGGAACCUUCUCCUGACCAACCACACAUUGUUACCACAAGGACAGAUCAGAAAGGAGGGAAAAGAAUUCGGUGUGAUAAAUGUGGGAAAGAGUUUACUAAAAGAUCAAAUCUUUUUACACACAGAAGAAUUCACACAGGGGAAAAGCCAUAUUCAUGCUCAGAAUGUGGGAAAUGUUUUACACAUAAAUCAAGUCUUGUUAAACAUGAGAGAAUACAUACAGGAGAGAAGCCAUAUUCAUGUUCAGAAUGUGGGAGAUGUUUUUUAAGUAAAUCAGAUCUUGUUAUACAUGAGAGAAGUCACACAGGAGAGAAGCCAUACUCAUGUUUAGAAUGUGGGAAAUGUUUUUCAUAUAAAUCAAGUCUUGUUAUACAUGGGAGAAUACACACAGGAGAGAAGCCAUAUUCAUGUUUAGAAUGUGGGAAAUGUUUUGUUAGUAUAGGAAAUCUAAAGACUCAUCAAAGAUGUCACACAGAUUGGUUUUGCCCAUCUUCUGGGGUGGUUGUGUGUGGCGUUCCACUUCGUCUGAAUCUCCGACGUAUCCUCUUUUUUGAGCACAGGUCCUUCAUCCACAAUCUCUUCUAUCCUGCUGAGCUCCGCCCCCACAUGUCCUGGUCACAUGAUUGUGACAUCAUCACAGGUCCUGCAGUGAGUUGUGUAGAGAUUGUGGAGAAGGGUGAAGAUCUGAUGGAUAUUAAGGUUGAGGUUAAAGAUGAAGCAGAAGAGGAGACGGAUUUCGGGGCCGAUCCGCAGUGUAAGGAGGGGGAGACUUUUAUUGGUUGUAAAGAUGGAGUCAUUGAUAGAAAUCCACCCGAGAGGUGUCCCCGCCCUCUGUAUUCCCAGGACUGUCCAGAGGGAAAUGUCCCAGAGAAGCAUCAGGGGGGAGAUCUGACUAAUAAUAAAGUGGAGGAUGAAGAAGAGAGGAUGAGGGGCCAUCACCCGUGUAUGAGGAAAGUGAAGGAGGAAAUUCCAGGAGGUGUUACCCCAGAAAAUCCCAGUGAGAAUUCUGAGGGAAACUUCAUGUUAUUCCUGAAUGAUAAAGGAGAAGAUGAAGAUAUGAUGGAGCGCUCCUCAGGAGAAGACCUCCUUACCCCUAAUGUCCAUCCAGAUCUAUCCUAUAAUAAUCUACCUGAUCAUGAGGAACCUUCUCCUGACCAACCACACAUUGUUACCACAAGGACAGGUCAGAAAGGGGGGAAAAGGAUUCAGUGUGAUAAAUGUGGAAAAGAGUUUACUAAAAGAUCAAGUCUUCUUACACACAGAAGAAUUCACACAGGAGAGAAGCCAUAUUCAUGUUCAGAAUGUGGGAAAUGUUUUAAAAGUAAAUCAGGUCUUGUUAUACAUGAGAGAUGUCACACAGGGGAGAAGCCAUAUUCAUGUUCAGAAUGUGGCAAUUGUUUUAUUAGUAAACCAAAUCUUUCAAAACAUGUGAGAAUUCAUACAGGAUAUAUGCCAUAUCCAUGUUCAGAAUGUGGCAAAUGUUUUAUACAGAAAUCAGAUUUUGUUAUACAUGAGAGAAUUCACUCAGGAGAGAAACCAUAUUCAUGCUCAGAAUGUGGGAAAUGUUUUACACGGAAACAGGAUCUUGUUAUACAUGAAAGAAUUCACACAGGAGAAAAGCCACAUUCGUGUUCAGAAUGUGGAAAAUGUUUUAUACAGAAAUCUAAUCUAGCUCAACAUGAGAAAAUUCACACAGGAGAAAAGCCAUAUUCAUGUUCAGAAUGUGGAAAAUGUUUUAAAAGAAAAUCAGAUCUUGUUGUACAUGUGAGAAUUCACACAGUAAAAAAGCAAAAUUCAUGUUUUCAUGUUCAGAAUGUGGGUAAUGUUUCAUAAGUAAAUCAUAUCUUGUUGUACAUGAGACAUUACACAGGAGGGAAGCCAUAUUCAUGUUCAGAAUGUGGUAAAUGUUUUAGAAGUAAAUUAUAACUUUCUAGACAUGAGAGAAGUCACACUGGAGACUGAUAGAUGAAAUAAUAAAUGAUAAAAAUAUAAUAAUAUGGAGAAUGGAAAUCUGAGAUCUCAGGUAACAGUAAAAUGUGAUGUUUCUAAGUUCUGUUGUGAGAAUUAACCCUCGAAUCAACUUCAUAAUGAAACCUAAGCAGAAGCUAAAGCCAACAUCAUCUCUUGGUCAUCAGCUCCUGGGGUCAUGUGACCUUUGUAGGUAAAUAACGGUAAUGAGAAGUAAUAUGUAAUGCUAUUGUGUAUCAUUUAGUAGUGACUUGUAGCUCUACACUACAGUAUGAUUGGAUGAUUUCUAUGGAUGAUAAUGAUUGGUGAUUACUAUGUAUUACCUCGGCCUCAUUUCCAUUAGAAAUAUUACUGAUUGUAUCUCAUGUGUCACUUCUGUCCUAUCAGGAUCAGGACACUUCUGUGUUGUCACCAAUAACCCUUAGGCCGGGGUCACACACAGGAUUUUGGUCAUAUUGUGUUAGAAUUCUUCUUAUAAUGGGAUUAGUCAUGUGAUGCGGUGUUAUUAGUGUGUAUGGGGUGUGAUGUCUUCUCUGAUUUACAGGACUGUACAGCGACUGACGUGGUCUGAUACAAUUCUGUAAAUGGAGGAGCAGACUGAUCAGUAUGGACCUGUGUAUAGGGAAGAGACACCGGAGUGAAGUGGUAACCAAUCCCGUCCAUCAGUCAGGAUAGCGCUCUUGUAGGUGACUGGGAGAACUGGUUCAUGUGGUCAGGAGUGAGAUAGACAGGUCCCAUAUGGUGAAUGUAUGCAGCAUGUCCUGGGACUUCUAGUCUUUGUUGCUCUUUUUUUCUGUGCCUUUCCUUUUCCUGAUGUCCUCCGCACAGCUCACAUACGCCCCCGCUACUUUAUGGCUGAGGCCGGGGUUACACUCAGGUUACACACUAGGGCCACAUCUCCCAGAUCUCUAUAAAUUACCUCCACAUUGCUGUCAUUCUGGGGAAACAUCUAAAGGGUUAAUAAACUCACAUAACUUUAUACACUGUGAGCGGUGCAGGUCUUAGAAUGAAGUCUAGAGGUGGUGGCCGGAUGAUGGGACCCAAUGAAAGGACAAGAAGAAGAAUGCAGGAAAUGGGGGAAGAAGAGAAGAGGGAAGAAUGAAAGGAAAAGGGGAAAAGGCAAAAGGAAGAGGAAGAAACCUCACGAAUCCAACACCACCAACUACCCUGACAGGAAGGAAGGACAGGUCCGGAUGAGGGCACAGGACUAGGCUGGGUUAGGUAGAGAGGGGAACGGGAGUCGGGGGAGGGCACAAACUCAAGCCAGAGACCCCACAGGAGAUGGAGUUUCCCAAUAAGUGAAAUUUACAUUUACUGUGAUAUUUACUGAAGCCAGUCUAAAAUGGUGGGGGAUAAGAGGACUUCAACAGUCUAGGGGGUCACAGUCCUUGGGGCCAGGAGGAGAAAUCGUAUUAACCAUGCCGUCCAGCAAGAUAUGGAGCCCGGGAGUAUAGAGAGUAAGCGAGGGUCUGGAUAGAGAGGGGCAAGGAGGUGAGUCCCCUGAGGAGGUCAAGUACUUGAGGACUAAACAAGUGACAUUAAGGACAGGAGAGAUAUUAUUAGGCAAAGUUAGAUAGAUGGGGAGAGAAGAGUGGGCACUCUGUGCCACCUAGUGAGGGUCUUGUCAUUGGUCUCCUGGGCUCUGUAAGAGAUAGACGUCUUAAUACACAGGAGCACUUGUGCCAGUCCUCACUACUGAUGGAGCGUCCCAGAUCUUUCCCCUCAUGGGUCGGAGGACUGGAGGUGAGGAAACACAGAAGAUUUGGAAUGGUAGGAGGGGGUGAUGGAAGUGAAGUCUGUCCUUGGGGGUGUCCUAGGAAUACUUUAGUUACAAAUAUAUGAAAGAUAUGUGACAUAGAGGAGGCACGUUAAUAUCGGAUAAGGGUUCAGAUUGUCAGGACCUAGAAAAUGUGAGAAAGUCAUCUGACCACCCUACUAAGACCAAGAAAGAGACCGCUGAGCAUGCCGGAGGGGAGUCCGUGCUAAAUAAAAUAGGGGUCAGCGGGAUAAAGGUCUGAACACGUCAGGUAGGUAGUACCCACAUGGGCUGUGGAUGCCAUGUUUGGUGGCAGUGUAGCAAGAAAAUGUCUCUUAUGUAGUCUGCCAUCUCUCCCACAAUCAUCGUGAACCCUUUUGGAGCCAUAGAAAGACUAAACAGCAGAAUCUCAAACGCUGAACAUACCCUGAAGCCUUACAGCCACUCUCAGGCCCCUAUAAUCUUCCCUGUCUGUAGACACAUGGUAGUACACACCUUAUAUGUCCAAUACUGACAG